UUAUGCAUAAUUAUGAAGGUGUGUUGGAAGGACCUAAACCGAAUGAUAUCAUCAAUCUUAUUCGGUCACAGUAUGGACACGAGCUUAAUUAUUCGCAGGCGUGGGAGUCUCGUGAGUAUGCAGUUAAUGAAGUCAGAGGAAUUCCUGAGAAAAGUUAUGGUAAGAUACCAAAAUACUUGUACAUGCUACAAGCAGCUAAUCCCGGUACGUAUACAAAUUAUGAAGUUGAUUGUGAUGGUAGAUUCCAAUAUCUAUUCAUAUCUUUUGGUCAGUCAAUUAGAGGGUUUUACAAGUCAAUUCGGAAAGUGAUUGUUGUUGACGGUACAUUUUUGAAGAGUAAAUACAAAGGAGUUCUUCUGGUUGCUACAGCCGUAGAUGGUAACUCUAAUUUGUAUCCAAUCGCAUUUGGCGUUGCUCGUUCUGAGAAUGAUGCAUCAUGGGAGUGGUUUUUCUUGCAACUUAAGACACUCAUAGCGGAUGAUCAAGGUUUAGCUUUUGUGUCAGAUAGGCAUUUGUCGAUCAGUAAAUCGCUUGAAAAAAUCUAUCCGUUAGCUUCCCAUGGUAUUUGCAUCCACCACUUGAUCGGUAAUGUUAUUACAUAUCACAGUGGAAGGGGUGUGGCUGGUAUGGUUGCAAAAGCGUCUAAAUCCUAUAGAGUUACUCAGUUUGAGAAGUUGUUCGAGGAUAUUUGCAACAUCAGUCCAGCGAUUGGUGCAUACUUAGACGAUGCUAAUGUUGAAAAAUGGGCUCGCUGCCACUUUCCGGGAUUUAGAUACGACAUUAACACCAACAACCCUGCAGAAUCAAUCAAUUCUGCUUUGAGAUCACCUAGAGAGUAUCCGAUAAUUCCUUUGUUAGACAGCAUUAGGGAGAUGUUGACACGUUGGUUUUAUGAGCGAAGAGUAUUAAGUGCAAAGCAAAAAGAUCCGUUGACUAUUGAGGUGGAGAAAAAGAUUUCUAGAAGAAUAGAGAAAGGUAAAUUUUUUAAAGUUUAUCCGAUUACUAGUAACAGAUUACAUGUUAAAGCAAACGGAUUCGACUUCGUCGUUGACUUGGAAAGAAGAACAUGUUCAUGUGGGAAGUUUGAGAUAGGGAAACUUCCUUGUAGACACGCUAUAAAAGGAGCUUAUGCGAUAGGCAAGUGUAUAUACCCAUAUGCUGAUGAUGUGUAUACCACUGCCACUUGGAGAUCGUUAUAUGAGGAAACUAUUAAUCCAAUUGGUGUUCCCGAAGAAGAAUGGCGUGUCCCAGAGGAGGUUGCAGCUGCAAUUGUGUUACCACCUGAAACAAGAAGACAACCUGGUCGACGAAGAAAACGAAGAUAUGAAACGGCUGAAGACAAGAUAAAAGCGUCACAACAAUCACAAUUGUCAAAGAGACAUAGGUGUAGUCGUUGUGGAAAAGAAGGCCAUAAUCGAACAACAUGUGACAUAGCUAUAUGAUUAAGGAUUAGAAAGCAACUUCAAAUUAUGAGCAGCUUCAUGUUUUUCCGAUUCACUACCAUGGGAGGUUGCGGGGUUCAGUUCUUAGUUUUUGAUUUUAUUCUAAUAAUUUUCGUUUUGCUUUUUUGAGUAUUACAUUCACUUAUACUUAUAUUUUUGU
Molecule: messenger RNA, 1602 nt
Organism: Arabidopsis lyrata subsp. lyrata
Lineage: Eukaryota; Viridiplantae; Streptophyta; Magnoliopsida; Brassicales; Brassicaceae
Exons: 2
Coding region: 3-1442 (479 amino acids)
Molecular function (GO): nucleic acid binding; zinc ion binding
Source: RefSeq, a predicted model, not a curated record